AUGCAGAUAGGCGGCAGCGAUGCCAGUACCGCCGCCGUCCAGCCUAAUGCUGCUUCGAAGCAAGAGCUAGUCCAGCAGCUGGCCACCUCCAGCAACACCGAUGGAGGCAUUAUCGCGCAGUUGACGAGCAACCCAUUCUUUACGGCCGGGUUCGGGCUCGCAGGACUUGGUGCUGCCGCAACGUUUGCGCGGCGGGGCGUGAAGAGUGGUGCAGCGCUGUUGAAGAGGCGCCUGUUGGUCGACGUCGAGAUCACCAACCGCGAUGUCUCGUACCAGUGGUUCCUCUACUGGUUGAAACUCCACGAACAGGGCCGACUCGUUCAGCAUGCUGUGUCGGCUGGGCGCAAGCCCUCCUCCAUGUCUGCGCUCUUGCAACGACUGACGCCGUCUAUGCGACAGCUGUCCAUCGAUACUGAGCUCGAAAAGCUGCCCAACGGCGCCAUCAAAGCAAAUUUUGUCCUUGUAGCAGGUCCCGGAAGACACUUCCUGCGAUACCACAAUGCAUUCAUAGCGGUCAACAGGCAGAGAGAGACCAAGCAAUACACAGCUGACGGCAAGCCAUGGGAGACCAUCACUCUCACAACAUUGUACUCCCAACGCCAUGUCUUCGAAUCUAUCUUCACCGAAGCCCAUGCUCUGGCAGUAGAGAAUGUCGAGGGCAAGACACCCAUCUUCAUUCCUCGCUCCACUGAGUGGAAGGAAUUUGGCAACGCCCGCCCCAAGCGACCCCUCGAAUCCGUCCUCUUAGACGAAGGCGUGAAAGAGCGCAUCGUCUCCGAUGUGCAGGAUUUCAUCGCGUCCAAGAAAUGGUACGCUGACAGAGGCGUCCCAUACCGGCGCGGCUACCUGCUCUACGGCCCACCCGGGACCGGCAAAUCGUCCUUCAUCCAAGCUCUGGCCGGGCACCUUGACUAUAACAUCGCCCUGCUGAAUCUCAGCGAGAAGGGCAUGACCGACGACCGCCUGAACUACCUUCUCACUAUAAUUCCCGAGCGGACCAUCGUCCUGCUCGAGGACGUUGAUGUCGCGUGGGUCAAUCGGCGGGACAUGGGCGGGGACGGCUACAAUGGACCGAGUGUCACCAUGUCGGGCCUGUUGAAUGCUCUCGACGGUGUGGCCAGCGCCGAGGAGCGCAUUAUCUUCCUGACGACGAACCACGUGGAGAAACUUGAUGCGGCUCUGGUCCGACCUGGCAGAGUCGACAUGACCGUCUACCUUGGCAACGCCAGUGUAUAUCAGAUCCAACAGCUAUGGAAGCGCUUCUACGAUGAUGUCGAUCCGGACGGCGUACACCGACAAAAAUUCCUUGAAACACUACAGGCACAGGGAAUGCUUAGGGUGGACGAAAGUGGUGCAAGUGCAUCAGACGUCUCGCCGGCCGCGAUCCAGGGGCUAUUCCUGUACAACAAAGACAAUCCGCUCGGCGCCAUUGAGAUGGCUGGGCAAUUGCUGCCACCUUUGCAGGGCAGUCCUUCUAGCAUUUCCGCCGCUGACAAGAGCUGA
Messenger RNA from Cyphellophora attinorum, 1503 nucleotides. RefSeq names its product Mitochondrial chaperone BCS1. Gene Ontology annotation, molecular function: ATP binding; ATP hydrolysis activity. The record is from RefSeq and is a predicted model, not a curated record. Gene Ontology annotation, cellular component: mitochondrial inner membrane. Gene Ontology annotation, biological process: protein insertion into mitochondrial inner membrane from matrix; mitochondrial respiratory chain complex III assembly. The coding region runs from base 1 to 1503 and encodes 500 amino acids. The transcript has a single exon. Lineage: Eukaryota; Fungi; Ascomycota; Eurotiomycetes; Chaetothyriales; Cyphellophoraceae.